This is a messenger RNA of Ziziphus jujuba (common jujube), 1017 nucleotides long. Its product is annotated as BURP domain-containing protein BNM2A. Lineage: Eukaryota; Viridiplantae; Streptophyta; Magnoliopsida; Rosales; Rhamnaceae. The transcript has 2 exons. The record is from RefSeq and is a predicted model, not a curated record. The coding region runs from base 1 to 1008 and encodes 335 amino acids.
AUGCUAGAUUUGCCAAAAAAUGGUAGAAUCACAGGAAAAGGGAAACGGCUAUUGCCGGCUUUGCUAGCUCAUUUAGAGAUGUUAAACUCGACUGUCGAUGUUAUUGUAAGUUGGGCUUCUCUCCGGUUGGUGCAUGGCCACCAUGGAAAUAGUACCAGGGAAAUAACACAACCCCAUGAUCAUCCACAAGAAUUUUCUGGUGAAGGGAGGAAAUGGAACAAAAAUUUUAUUAAUAUUCCACAAGAAGAAGGAGAUUUUGGCGGUGCCGCUAUUAUUGACGAAGCAAAUUUAAAAAACCAUCAUCAUAUGCCCUUUAAUGGACUGUCCCAAAUCGACCAUAUGAAAGCUUCAAAAAGAGGUUUUUUCACCCUGGACGAUUUACAUGUUGGCAAAACAAUGCCUAUAGACUUUCCCAGCAUCAAUAUUUCUACUUUACCUCGCUUCUUGCCGAGACAAGAGGCCGAUCUCAUCCCUUUCUCUUCAAACAAAUUGCCAUAUCUUCUUCAACUCUUCUCCUUCUCAGAAGGGUCUCCCGAAGCCAAUCUAACCGAGAAGACGCUCAAGAUCUGUGAACUUAAACACACCAAGGGAGAGACAAAGUUGUGUGCUACCUCUUUUGAAUCCAUGCUUGAUUCCGUACGUGCCAUUUUAGGAAAGGAAAACCAUUACAAAGUUGAAACCAUCGAGCAUAUCAGAAAUCCGGUAGUACAGAACUAUACUUUCCUUGAAGUAUCCGAAGAGUUGUCUAAGUCCAAAAAGCUGGUGGCAUGCCAUAUCCUGCCUUACCCUUAUGCAGUGUUUUAUUGCCAUAGCCAAGAAGCUGCCAGGCUUUUCAAGGUUAGUGUAGGUGGUGAGAAUGGAGACAGAGUCGAGGGUGUUGCUGUUUGCCACAUGGACACAUCUGAUUGGUCACCAUCCAACCAAAUGCUUCUACUCCUCGGAGUUAAGAGGGGAACUCCGAUUUGCCAUUUGAUUUCCCCAACUAGUUUGAUUUGGGUUUCAUACUAGCUAUAUAUA